Rhodamnia argentea is the source of this 1642-nucleotide messenger RNA. Its product is annotated as G2/mitotic-specific cyclin S13-7-like. NCBI's taxonomy places the organism in Eukaryota, Viridiplantae, Streptophyta, Magnoliopsida, Myrtales, Myrtaceae. Gene Ontology annotation, molecular function: cyclin-dependent protein serine/threonine kinase regulator activity. Bases 150 to 1565 code for a protein of 471 amino acids. The record is from RefSeq and is a predicted model, not a curated record. Gene Ontology annotation, biological process: mitotic cell cycle phase transition; regulation of cyclin-dependent protein serine/threonine kinase activity. Gene Ontology annotation, cellular component: cyclin-dependent protein kinase holoenzyme complex; centrosome; nucleus. The transcript has 8 exons.
UCGUUUCUUAUUCCACAUGAUCUCGCUGUGAGAGAGAGAGAGAGAGAGAGAGAGAGAGAGAGAGAGAGAGAGAGAGAGAGAAUUCUCGUUCUCGUGUGAAGGGUUUCGCCUCGCCAAUCAGAUUCGGAGGAGUUUGUUCUUGGAUUGAAAUGGCUUCGAGACCCAUUGUUCCCGUGCAAGCGAGAAUAGGCGAGGCAGUGAUAGCAGGAGGAGGAGCUAAGCAGCAGAAGAAGAAUGGCGCAGCCGAAGGAAGAAACCGGAAAGCCCUCGGCGACAUUGGCAAUCUUGUUACUCUUCGAGGCAUCGAAGGCAAGGUUCAGCCUCAUCGCCCUGUUACAAGAAGCUUCUGCGCACAACUACUGGCAAAUGCACAAGCUGCUGCGGCUGCUGAAAACAACAAGAAACAAGCAGUAGUUAACGUGAAUGGAGCUCCAUCCAUUCUUGAUGGACCUGGAGCGGGCAAAAGGGUGGAGCCAGCGGCGGCGAAAGCUGCUCAAAAGAAAGUCGUUAAGCCCAAACAAAAGGUUGAAGUCAUCGAUUUAACAUCGGAUUCAGAAGAAGUGAUCGAGGCCAAGAAGAAGCAACAUCAUGAGCCUACGAAGAAGGAAGGACAGAGAUCAUCGAGAAGGAAUAUGCCCACCCUCACUUCGGUCCUCACCGCUCGUAGCAAGGCAGCUUGUGGGUUGACCAACAAACCCAAAGAGCAGAUCGUGGAUAUCGACGCGGGCGACGCCAACAAUGAGUUGGCUGAGGUGGAGUAUAUUGAAGACAUCUACAGUUUCUACAAGGAGGCUGAGAACGAGAGCCUGCCCCGCGACUACAUGCCGUCCCAGCCGGAGAUAAACGAGAAGAUGAGGGCGAUCCUGGUGGACUGGCUGAUCGAGAUCCACAACAAGUUUGAGCUGAUGCCCGAGACCCUCUACCUCACCAUCAACAUUAUCGACCGCUUUCUCUCUGUGAAGUCGGUCCCGAGGCGUGAGCUGCAGCUGCUGGGCAUGGGUGCUCUCUUCACUGCCUCCAAGUACGAAGAGAUAUGGGCUCCUGAGGUGAAUGAUUUCGUGUGCAUCGCGGACAGAGCCUACAGCCAUGAGCAAGUGCUGGCGAUGGAGAAGACGAUACUGGGGAAGCUGGAGUGGACGCUCACCGUGCCCACCCACUACGUUUUCCUGGUUCGGUUCAUCAAGGCGUCGCUUGGGGAUCGCAAAUUGGAGAAUAUGGUGUACUUCCUUGCCGAGCUGGGUGUGAUGAACUACGCGACGCUCACGUACUGCCCCUCCAUGGUGGCGGCGUCGGCAGUGUACGCGGCGCGGUGCACUCUCGGCCUAACCCCUCUGUGGAACGACACUCUCAAGCUUCACACGGGUUUCACCGAAUCCCAGCUCAUGGACUGUGCGAAGCUGUUGGUGGGGUACCAUGCGAAAGCCAAAGACAGCAAACUGCAGGUGGUGUUCAAGAAGUACUCGCAUUCUCAGAGAGAAGCUGUCGCCGAGAUCCCACCGGCCAAAGCUCUACUUUGCGAAGGUGGUGGUCCGUCUUCUUCGUCGUCGUCGUCGUCUUCUUCUUGAAGGAGGAACGAGAAAAGGCAGGGCUCCCGAAGAAAAACGAGUUCAACACAGCUUUUGAGUUUGUUCUCGGCCAGAGC